CUGUUGCGUGUGAAAGUCGGGGCGGAAAGAGUCUGACUCAGCCAAAAAUAAAAAUUUUCUACUUUUUUUUUCAUUCCAUUAUGAGAGUCUGAAAAAUGAAACGUAAGAGCUCAACAUCUUAUUUAACAGAGGGGAAAAUGUUGAUGUGAAGCGCCCCUUCUAAAUUUUACGAUUAAUAUUUUCCCAAAUUUGUUGGAUUACGUUUUUCUUACAGCUUUACGAUACAGGUGCUAAGGGUAGUAUUUCGCCAUAUUGGAUAUAGCUAGUUUCCAGUCACAAAAUGGAUUUUGAACCAAUACUUAACAAAGAAAAUAUUAAUCAAAAUUUAAGAAACAUGGAAUUUCCUUGGCCGAGUCUCGUUGUAUCCCGAGGAAAUGAAAUUGAAAAGGAUCUUCGAACGGGAAAAAAGUAUCCUUUCAAAGAAGUUAUACAUGCGCACGCUGGCGAUCCUCAAGGAAUGGGUCAAAAACCAAUCACAUUUUUCCAACAGAUCGUCUCUUUAUGCGUUAAUCCAGAUCUUCUACAAAGUGAUUUUUUUCCUUCGGAUGUAAAACAAAGGGCGAUUACUAUAUUGGAAAAUUGUAGGGGAAAGAGUAUAGGAUCUUAUAGUGAUUGUUGUGGAAUGAAAAUAGUUCGACAACAAGUUGCAAGGUUUAUUCAGCAAAGAGACGGCAUUCCAGCUUCUUACGAAGACAUUUUCCUUUCCAGUGGCGCAACAGACGCUUUAAGGAUUGUCCUAUAUUUAUUUUGCAACAGCUCUGAGGACAAGCCACCUGGAGUAAUGGUUCCAAUACCCCAGUAUCCACUCUUUUCAUCUACAGUAACUGAAUAUGGAAUGUAUCAAAUAAGUUAUUAUCUAAACGAAGAAAAACAAUGGGCUCUGGAUGUCAGCGAGCUGCAAAGGGCUAUUAAUGAAUCUAAACCAUAUUGUGAUCCAAAAGUGUUGGUGAUCAUAAAUCCUGGAAAUCCUGGUGGAUUCGUUAUGUCACGGACUGAUAUAGAAAGCAUUAUAAAGUUUGCCUAUGAAGAAAAUCUUUUCAUUAUGGCAGAUGAAGUUUAUCAAUACAACGUAUAUGAUCCGGAAGUGAAAUUUUAUUCUUUCAAAAAGAUUAUGACUGAAAUGGGGCCGCCAUACAAUUUAAUGGAACUGUCAUCUUUCAUGUCUGCUUCCAAAGGAUAUAUGGGAGAAUGCGGCGCUCGGAGUGGCUAUUGCGAAAUAGUAAAUCUGGACGAUGAAAUCAAAGACUUAUUGAUCAGACUUAUUUCAGCCAGAAUGUGCCCGCCUUUACUAGGACAGAUUAUAAUGUACUGUAUUACAAAUCCACCGCAAUGCAAUGAGCCUUCAUAUGAACAGUUUGAAAAGGAGAAAAAUAGCAUUAUCCAGUCCUUGAAAGAAAGAGCUGAGUACUGCUAUAAAAAAUUCAACAGUGUUGAAGGACUUUCUUGCAACAAAGUGGUUGGGGCUAUGUAUGUGUAUCCUCGAAUUCAUCUCUCACAACAAGCUAUUCAGAAAGCUUUCGAGCAAAAUCUUAGACCUGAUGAGUUUUAUGCUAUGGAGAUGCUUUUGGACUGCGGUGUGUGCAUUAUUCCAGGUUGCUUAUUUGGACAAAAGCCACAAACCUACCAUUUCAGGCUGACUUUCUUGCCUCAGAUGGACAAACUGAAAAUAAUCGUCGAAAAAAUUCUCAAAUUUCAUGUAAAAUUCAUGGAUGAAUAUCGAGAUUAAUAACGGAUGACUUAGUGAUUCUCUCUCCCCCCCCCCAAGAUCCUCUAAAGUUCAGGUUAAAAUUAAUAGUUUUUUACGCAUUUCAAGAAGAGCUAUUGUAUA
Messenger RNA from Argiope bruennichi, 1828 nucleotides. RefSeq names its product alanine aminotransferase 2-like. The record is from RefSeq and is a predicted model, not a curated record. Lineage: Eukaryota; Metazoa; Arthropoda; Arachnida; Araneae; Araneidae. Bases 281 to 1726 code for a protein of 481 amino acids. The transcript has 14 exons. Gene Ontology annotation, molecular function: pyridoxal phosphate binding; L-alanine:2-oxoglutarate transaminase activity. Gene Ontology annotation, biological process: biosynthetic process.